Xenopus laevis (African clawed frog) is the source of this 503-nucleotide messenger RNA. Its product is annotated as cystatin-A. The record is from RefSeq and is a predicted model, not a curated record. The transcript is spliced from 3 exons. The coding region runs from base 5 to 406 and encodes 133 amino acids. NCBI's taxonomy places the organism in Eukaryota, Metazoa, Chordata, Amphibia, Anura, Pipidae.
ACCCAUGUUCAUUAUGAUAUUGAAGGAUAAGGGAGUACAGAAGUGUCUCUGUGUGAUACAUUGUUACUGGCUCCAUUCAUUCACCCACUGCCCCCCAUUCCUACUCACCAACAUGGCACAACCAGGAGGGUCGAGCAGGGUCAGGAAUGCGACCGCAGAGGACCAGCAAAUCGCUGAUCAGGUAAAGGAGGACGUGGUUGAGAAGGUUGGGCGAAAACUUUCGAUAUUUAUAGUUGUUGGGGUUUUUACUGACGAGGUGCCUGCAGCUAAUAUAUAUUUUAUGAAGGUGAAAGUGGAAGACAAUGACUGUGCGCAUAUUCGGAUACACGUGAAUCGCAAUGGGAAGGCGCAUCUCCAUAGUGUGCAAGACCACAAGUCCCAGGACAGCCAAUUGGAAUACUUCUAAUCUCAGAGCCAUGAUGGUUGCAGAGAAGGAACGACCAACCUGGGCCAACCCAAAGUGCCUUCAUAACAUGCUGCUAAAUAAACAUUCUCAAUCCCUA